CAGGCCUGGCUCGGCGUUGUGUGGUGGGGGUGGGGGCAGUGGUGGGGGUGCGCUGUGGCGUCAGCCGACUAGUGUGCUUGUUUUGCUAGUUGUGCCCACACGCCGACAGUGGCAGCAAGCUGUUUUCGUCGUGGUUAAUUGCGUCUAGCCAAUGCAGUGGUCUCGAUCGUGCGGAUGCAGUGCCAGGCGACCCCGGUCAGCGGCAGGGACGCUCACGAGCGCGGCCUCGGUGAUCCACUCACUCAGUUUGCGACAUUGAACAGCACGGAGCGAUAGCCCUGCGCGGCGAUCGAUAGACCGAGAGGGGCAACCGUAGGAAUGAACGCGAUGGAUGGUGCCCAUUUGCUGUCCGUGCUGUUGUGUUUGGCCGCGUUCUUACAGUACGCGAGCCCCUUGCAACCGAAUGAAAAAGUCGAGACAGGAGUACAAAACCUCAAGAGUCUGUACAUAGCGGCAGUGUUCCCCAUGAAGGGCCAUGGUGGCUGGCUCGGCGGUCAAGGAUGUCUUCCAGCGGCGCUUAUGGCAUUAGAAGAUGUGAACAAGCGGUCUGACCUCUUGAUUGGUUACAAGCUCGAAAUUGACUGGAGGGACAGCCAGUGCAAUCCCGGUCUAGCAGCGACAGUCAUGUAUGACCUGCUCUACAAUGAACCACAGAAAUUGAUGCUGCUGGGAGGUUGCAGUAUUGUUUGCUCUACAGUUGCUGAAGCUGCUAAAAUGUGGAACUUGGUUGUUAUAUCGUAUGGGUCUAGCUCACCUGCACUGUCCAAUAGAAAACGUUUUCCGACAUUCUUCAGGACGCAUCCAUCAGCUACUAUUCACAAUCCCACACGCAUCAAGUUGUUUCAGAAGUUCUCUUGGUCAAGAAUAGCUAUUAUUCAAGAAGCUGAAGAAGUUUUUAUAUCUACAGGUGAAGACUUGGAAGCACGUUGUAAAGAAGCACACAUUGAAAUUGUUACCAGGCAAAGCUUUCUAACUGACCCCACUGAUGCAGUCAAGAACCUUGUGAGGCAAGAUGCACGAAUCAUUGUUGGCAUGUUUUAUGUUGCUGCAGCGAGACGGGUAUUUUGUGAGGCAUAUAAACAGAAUGUUUUUGGCAAGCAGUAUGUUUGGCUUCUAAUUGGGUGGUACGAGGAUGGAUGGUACACAGUCCAAGACAAAGGCCACAACUGCACUACAGAGCAGAUGAAAGAGGCCCUGGAAGGGCACUUCACCACUGAAGCUCUUAUGCUCAAUCAAGGAUCCCAGGAGACGAUCUCGGGAAUGAGCUCACAGCAGUUCCUGGAGCGCUAUGAACGAGCACUUGCCGAACAAAAUGGAGGCCUGCAGGGCUACAAACCUGAAGGGCAUCAGGAGGCACCCCUAGCUUAUGAUGCCAUCUGGGCAAUUGCAUUAGCACUCAACAAGACCAUCAACACCCUGCGUGAAUACUCUAUGAGUAUUGAGGACUUCACUUACACCAAUCACAAGAUUGCUGAUGAAAUCUGGUCAGCCAUGAACGCCACUCAGUUUCUUGGUGUCUCGGGAUUCGUUGCCUUCUCAGCAAAAGGUGACCGCAUGGCUUGGACACUCAUUGAACAAAUGAUUGAUGGAAAUUAUGUCAAGAUUGGUUAUUUUGAUACCCAGACUGAUAAUUUGACAAUACUAAACCAAGAAAAGUGGACAGAUGGGAAGCCACCUCAAGACCGUACAAUCAUAGUUCGAGUGCACCGCAAAGUGUCACUGAGUCUCUUUGCUGGAAUGUGUGCUGUGGCCUUCAUCGGUGUUGUCUGGGCAGUUGGCCUGCUUAUAUUCAAUUGGAUAUUCAGGCAUUCCAGGUACAUACAGCUUUCCCAUCCCAUGUGCAAUAACAUUAUGCUCAUCGGCAUCAUCCUGUGCCUGGUGUGUGUCUGCCUGCUUGGCCUGGACGGACAGUUUGUCAGCGAGUUCAGAUAUGCACACAUCUGCCAGGCUCGUUCGUGGUUCCUGGCCAUUGGGUUCACGCUGUCGUUUGGUGCUAUGUUCUCCAAGAUAUGGAGAGUGCACCGUCUUACGACAAAGUCCAAGUCCGAAAGCAAGGGCCUGUCUUUCCAGCGCGUGGAGAGCUGGAAGCUGUAUGGGAUGGUGGGCGGCCUCGUGUUGGUGGAUGCAGUGAUCCUGUCUGCCUGGCAGCUGGUAGACCCCAUGCAGCGCCACCUCGAAGUCUUUCCUCUUGAACCACCUGCCCUCUCUGAUGAGGAUGUUCGCAUUGAGCCUGCCCUCGAGCACUGCGAGUCACGCAACCAUGCCAUCUGGCUCGGUGUGAUGUACAGCUAUAAGGGCUUGUUGCUCAUAUUUGGCAUCUUCCUUGCAUAUGAGACACGGAGUGUCAAGAUCAAGCAGCUCAACGACUCACGCCUUGUUGGCAUGAGCAUAUACAACGUUGUGGUGCUGUGUCUGAUCACGGCGCCAGUCACGCUGGUGAUUGGCAGCCAACAGGAUGCCACCUUUGCAUUUGUCGCCCUAGCCAUCAUCUUCUGCAGUUUUCUCUCCAUGGCACUCAUCUUCGUACCCAAGAUUAUAGAACUGGUGCGGCGGCCCCGCGAGCGUGCGGACGUGCGGAGCCUUAUGGACACCAUCACGAGCAAGGAAGAGGAAGAGAGGCACCAGCGGCUGCUUGCAGAGAAUGAGGACCUCAAGAAGCAGAUUGCUGAGAAGGAGGAGCAGAUACAAGUUCUUAACCAGAAGCUGCAGGAGCGACAGCGGCUAGCCCACCAGACUGCAUUGCCUGCUAGCGGUGAGAGGGUGCGUAUUGCACUGCCACCCACCUAUGCAGAUGGCCUGCUCGCCCCCAAGGAGCCCGUGGCCAUUGACCCUGUCUCCGAUUCUGGCUUUGUCACGGGCACCUCUCUGGUUGGCCGUGGCUCACGUCUCUCCCGUUCAGACUUUGAAUUCUCUGAGUCAUACCUUUAAUCCGUGACAUACGAUCAGGCUGCACAACACUCUGUGUGGCUGCUGGAGUUUGCCAUUUGCUAUAAGGCCCUCGAUGGCUAAUGUACAAACUUUCAUAGGGGAUUUCUUUGCAUAGGGGUACUUAGGAGAGGAUGAGCAGCAAAUGAUGGCUUGCUCUUUAUUCCUGUAACUUUCAACCCUCAUGUUCUCUUUGUCUUGUGCCACAGUUCAGAAAGAGGGUUGUUUUCAGGUAGGCUUGCCCCCAUCUGUGAAGUUCGCGCUGGUGUGCUUUGGUGGCUUGUUUCUGUUUGGCACGGCAUAUUCUCUUGGCAUCUUAUUAAGUAAGGAGGCUGGAAGAAUAGACACUGCAUAUUACCGCUUUUGAGACACUUGCUUUGUAUUUUUAAGAAAUAACAGGUACAGUGAAACAGGAGACAAUGGCAGAAAGUUAAAGUAUUGAUUUCAUUUUAUUUUACAGAACAGAAUUAUUUUUAUGAGGGAUAUGUGCAGAUGUAUAUAUUGUGGAAUAACCUCACGGCUCUGUAUGCAUUUUUUUUACUUCAAACUAUGUUCCUUUUUUUUUGUCAAGGUUUCAAAUACUCACUGUCACCAGUGGUGGUCUUGUACCCACAGGUAAUAGGCAGUUAUAGUUUACUCUUAGUUUAAUAGCAGGGGUAAGGUAAUAGCAUUACCAUGAUGGAAACGUUCGUUGCGGACAGCACCUUAUAUUUUAGCAGGAUAGCGUUUACAUGGUUUACGUGCCCCAACUGGGUCUGUGGCACCACCUACCGGAGGGUUGAUAAGUUAAGGAACAGUGAAAAGGAAAAGAAAACAGGAAUGUUUGCCUGUAUCACCAUGCGAGGCGAUGUUGCAAGUUUUUUAGUAAUAGUAAACAUAAAUAAAUAUGAACCAGGCACGAAACGUGAAAAGAUUUUAUGUUGCCAAUUUGGUUACAUCAAUCUUCUAGUUAGGCCUAGAGACGUUCAAAAUGGGAAGCUACCUCAAAAACUAUGCUAACUUAUCCAUAAUACUCGGUCAUCAAGGCUAACUGAAGGCAAGCAAAGCCACUUUAAACAAUAGAUUGCUACGAACAAAGUGAAUCUUUCAAAAACUGCCAAAAUCGCUUCUUACCUACACUACGUGAACCACGCUAACACGGUAACAUUACUGCGCAUUUGCACUUCGAUCCCGCUAUCCCGGUAAGCCUGCUACCCCACUAAACGCAGUAAACUAAUAUUAUCCAAUACGUUCUUUCAUUGCACAAUGAAUGAUGCAAUUCCUUCUCACUCCGUCAUGCCAACGAGUUUUGUUUUUUCAUUGCUCAUCUCCUUAGUUCUCAGUUCAUCAUUCUAGGUGGCAAGCAUCUUGAAUCUUGCAUUGUUAUCAUAGCAUGAAAAUAUUUAUCAGCCAGUUACCUGCUCAUAAUUUUAGUCAUUUUUUACGUGGCUUUUGCUAUGGUGUGCUGUCCUUUCUCCCGACAACUUUUUUUUAUUCGUGUAAUUGGUGAAAAUAUUUUAUUUUAGCUCAUUUACAAAGUCCAUUUUCUGUGUGCUUUUCUUGCCAUCAGUGGUUCUUGCUUUUCCUCUUGUAAAAGCCUUAUAAAUUGCCUUGCUGCUUGUACAAUGUUUUUCGUGCGGGCAGUAAUAAUUUUUCAAUGCUGACUGUUGUUCUUGGGAGAUCAUGUUUUCCUUAUAAAGAAAAAUCAACUUUACGUGGAGCAAAUUUGUAAGGCUGUAUGAUACCACAGCUAGUGAUAAUUUUUUUUUCACCUCGCCACAAGAGCAAGGAUGAGUGUCAAGUGUUUAUAAAGUUUGCUUAUUAUGUGACUAAGUGAAAUGUGCAUAAAAAUAAAAACAGUCAGGGAUGUAAUUGUCCAACAAAACAGUUACUGUGGCACUCCAUAACUUAUUUUUUAUUGUUUUUCUUCCUUUUUUGUUUUUAGGCAUUUAAACUUUAUUUAUUAACUCUAAUGUACUAGUCAGUGCAUAAUUGUUGUUUGGUAUGACUGAACAUGCAACACGGUCCAGCAGCAGCACAACAUGCUCACAUUGCCACAGCUAGAACCAUAAACAACAAAAUUUAGCCUAUGUUUUGGAAGAAAGGCUCAAAAGCUACAAAAUACAAUGGAGUCUUCUCGGUGAUCUUGCACCACACGCACACUACGUGGAUCUAUGCGUGGAUCCAAAAUCUAUAUUUCAUAUGUGGAAUUCCUAUUCCAUUGUGGAUCGAAAGUUGAACAAAUGUUUCACACUUCUAUGGCAGGGCAGCACCCCACAAAAUCGUGGAAGAAAAGUGCGGCUUUUACACUAGUGUAUACAGUAUGCUUAUUUUUCUUUAUAAUAUGCGAUAUACUAUACCGUUCGAAUUCAAUUCAAAAUUGUUCGAUCAAAUCACUACUCGCUUGAAUUUGCUUUGAACCUAAGAUUUACUAAUUGCACAAGCCUACUGUCGAGUAAACUUUGUGCAUUAUGCAUUACAAGGAAACAGAAGAGCAAUUACAAAAGGAGCGUUUACUUAGUUCUGCGUGACUGAAAAUAAUGACUUCAAGCUCUCUUGAUCAGUUUAAUUCAGUGUGCUAUGUUUGUGUCUUUCUAGUGUAAAUCAGUGUGCCAUCAUAACUGAAAACAUUGUCUUCAUUUGUGACAUAUGCGACUAUUAGUGUCGUGUUCCUUUUCAAAACAGACUCCUAAACUGUAAUGGAGACCCUUAUGUAUUCAGAGUAACAUAUUUUGACAUAUGAAGUUAAGAAGCAGCAGUUAUGCAAAUAAUAUCUUCGAUGCACACACUACUUUUAAAAUGUUUACAUGUCCUAAGCUGUACAAAAUUAACCUCUUUUAUUUGUUUUUAGUUGCCGAUUUUCGUUACUGUUGUUUGAUGCAUGUCUUAACGUUUCAAACUUUCUGCCGCAGAGCACAUUGCCUUGUUUACUUCAUUAUUAUUUUUUAAUCUUGUUUUGUGGUAUUGUUGCAUGUUAUUUAUUGUAAUUGUGAGAGCAUAUUUUGAAUUCAUGUUUAAGCUGCUUUAAGUCUUCAUAAGUUUAUGCAUUUAUAUGUAGCGCUGACUUUUUCUCCCUGAUUAGGAUCAAAAGCAUCAAUGAAAGUGUGCCAUGGUAUUUAUUACUAUAAAAAAACACUAGGCACUGCUGAGAACUGCAAUUCGGUAUGCACUUGCACUAUAUAAAACAUGCAUUUGUACAACACUGCAUCGGCAAAAUAUUUCAUACUUGUAAGUCACCUUUAGGUAGUGUGCACUUUUAAGUGUUUUGUGUUCAGAAACGAUCACGAUCCUGCAUUCCUGAAAAUUUAGAAGCCUUAUUUUUGUAAUCUCGUUAAAAUGUGAUUAGCAUCAUGUCUGUUCCACAAAAUCAUUACACACCUUAGGGCUGGCUUCCCAGCUUGAGAAAAUAAUAUUUUGAAUUAAACCCUCAUCACAUAGGCACUCAAAAGACUUUUGCGCGAGAAGAGUUCUUACAAAAAAGACUUUUUUAGCCUGCAGACACACAACAGAGAGCGAUCUCUUAUACAUUAGCAAUCUUUUUGGAAGCCGAGUUCGUCAGUCUCUUUUAUGGGUGUAAAAGAGUAGCCUCAAAACCAGCAGGUGCCAGCAAUUAUAAAUUGGUGACAAAAAAUGGCAAAUGGUUUUUGCUCUGUCAGCUAAGCUCAUCAUAAAAAUUUAUUAAUUUGAUAUCUCAUAUAAAGCAUGCUAAACCUUUUAAAGCUUAUUUUCUUCUCCACUCUCAUAAGCUUGUAGAACGGGUCGGCGAUAUCACAUGGGGGCGCUAAGCGUGUCGCAUGCACAUACUCAAGAAAAGUGGCAUCGUAGCAUGUAUGGCCAAUGGCAGUGACCAAACCGCCCUCGAUAAGCACAAAGAACAAUGGCUACAAUGGUUGGAAUAACAUAUAUUUAUUUUGACUGAUUCUCUUUCAAAAAGCUUUCGGUAGUGAGUUUAAAAAAAAACACUCAAAAGAGAUUGUCGGUACCAUGUGUCUGCGAGACAACGCUUCUUCUUUAGGAAGUAUUUUAACUUUGUAAAUGACUGCUUACAUAAAAGAGUUUCUGCGUGCUCGUGUAACAAGAGUUAUCUGGGUUCUGCAAUUUUCCAUCUAGUCCAAUGGGGAAAUCAUGCCAGCUCACAUAUUUUAUAACAGGCUGCGCUCAAUACAAAUGUUAACAGCUGCCUAAGCAAUGGUUAGUCAUUCACAUCCUCAUGCUUUUAAAAGGAAUCGCAUUUUGAAAUAUAUAAUUGUUUCUGUCUGCAAUUUCUCAUGUUUUCAUCACUUCCUUGCUUGGUUGCUUGUUUGUUUUCUGUUGUUUCUGUGCUUUGAUUUCAUGUUUUAUUGAAAAUGAUGUUAUGGAUGUGCGUCUUGUACCAACACCUCAAUUAUGUGGACUAGUCAUCCCGAGGCUUUUUAAAAGACUAAUUCAAUUCUACUAUACUUUCUCAAAAAAUUAGCUGGAAUGUGAUAAUUUUGUUGAUUUAUUCGUCCUUGUUGAUUAAAGUUGAAUUUUUUUAGCAACACAGAAAGUAAUAGUACUGGAAAGUCUAGAGCUGAAGUGUAUUAUUGUAUGCUGUUUAUUUAUCUCCAAAAUGUUGUAGCAUAAUGUAGCAGUCUUAACAAAUAUGGCAGCAAUAUGUCAGGUCAACAAUGUCAGCAUCGGAUGUGCUACCUGUUUGUGUGCAUGAUUUCAUUUUCUCACGGACAUCCACAUGCACAUGUAAACAUGCAACACGCAUAAUGCUAGGCAAGUUAUGAACAGCCUAGGUUUCUUUCUUAAAGUAAUGCAUAAGUCCUUUGUCAUAUGUUUCAUCCCUCAUAUCUGGUCAAAACAUGUGUCACAGUUGGUUUCCUCAUCUCUUGUUAUUUCUUUUCAUCGCUGUAUUUUUUUUUUUUGCCCACUAUGGCUGAAGUCCAGUGCAUCUGGCAAAUGGGCUAUGUCAUGUUGCUUUUACUGAACCACUUCAAGAAGGGUAUGCACAACAUAUUUAUUUUUAUAAUUUGUUUCACAGUGUAUUUAUUUACAUAUGGGACCUGUGUUCCUAGUACUUUCUAUAUACAUAUAUAUGAUAUACACAAUUAAGCUAUCAUUACAUGCAUUUCAGUGACACGUUUUACCAAGAUGAGGUCACACAGUGUGUGUAUGCUAAUAUAAAUGCAUGCACUGUUGUUGCAAAUUUAUACUACAUUGUGCAGAACACCUAGUUUGUGUUGGUCGAGUUCAUGUUGUGCAAGAUAGUACGAUGAAAAAUGUCAUAUCGAGAGAGCAUGUGACUGCUUUUAGUGCUAUUGAAUUGUUAUGUAAGCAGUCACAUUGUUUAGCAAGCUGGUCUGUUAAAAGGGAUUUGCUUGCCACAUGCACUCUCUUUUACACUGUCAUACGUCUAGCCAUGGCAAAUGUUUUAUGAAUCUGUCUGGUUGCACAAGUAAUUACCAUGGAGGUUAGGUGCAUGUUAAAAGGGAAUUUCAUUAGCACAUACUGCGAGAUUCAUCUAACUUGUGCUCCAUGAGCACUUAAGCUUUGACCAUCACAUAAAUGAAAACAGCGUUAAAGAUGAAAAGGGUUGACAGACUAUGUUCUACCACAUUUGUAGCUGUAGGUUGGUGAAAAAAUAUCUUCCUUGAAAUUGUUAGUCGCCUCCUGUGGCAUCUGACCAUGGCUAGUCAAAUGAAAGCUUAAGCAUUCAGGGUUAAGUAACCUCUCAAUCAAUUUACAUAAAAUUUUGAAUUGAAAAUUAAAAAAAAAUGAAAUAUAACUUUAGUGGUAAAUAAGAGCACAUUAGUCUGAUUUAAGCUUUCCCUUUUCUCUCGUUAAAGUCAUUUUGAAAUUUGGUACAUUUGCUACAUGAUGGCAAGACUGUGAUACCACGAAAAAAAAAAAUCAAAAUUACACAGACUACCCUAGAGCUUUUAAAAUAGAUAAAAUUGAUAAAUUAUAUACAAAUUUAGAACGUUGCACUGUUUUCAAAAUAGAGCUUAGCCGAACUUUCUUAAUGUGAUAGCACUUUGGCAUCAUAUUUUAUGUUAGCGGCAAUAUUUUAUUUACUUGUAAUUCUCUGUUAAGUGCAGUCUGCAGAAGUAUGAUCUUUUAUUGUUGAGUUAAGCUUUUUCGUGAACUUAAAUAUACUCUGUGUUUAAGUGAAAAAAUUUGCUAGUAACAUUAGCUCAAAUUUUGCAUUAGAAUUGUCAGGCAUUUUAUUGAAAUCAGUUCACUGGUUGCCUAAUGAUAGUGUUUUAUAAAGGAAGACCUGAAUAUAAGCUUUCUUUUUUUUUCUUCUUUAUGUCUUUCUUUUUUUUAGGGUUUCGUUGCAUUUAAACUAAAAGUUUGCUUACUGUAAGAUUUUGUAUAAAAUAAAAAAGAGACAUGAACUCUUGAGUUUCAUAUCUAGUGUGAUUCUUCUGUUUGGGUAGAAAGAAAUUCAGAUAGCAAAACUUUGGCAUUCUUAUGAAACUUUCUCUUUAUACACUUUUUCCACUGAACAAGUAACAGACGAGUAAUGUAAUUCUCUCACAUAAUUUAAGGUUUCUUUAUACUUAGAGACACCCCACAAGUGGCUCCCACUGCAGAGCAUUUAGUGGUGCACUUUUUAAAUGCAUCCUUUGCUGGGUCCCUUCAGAAAGUGUUAUGCACUGGAGGUCUGAAAGCACCAUCGAAGGAGUGCGCAACUGCACAGAUUUUUGCAAAGGUUUUAGUUGUGGAGAUAAAAGAAAAUUAAAUGUUGUUGCAGUGCUGCUAGGAGGAAGGCUAUUAUCGCUAUGGCCGAGUCUUUUUCAUAUUUACCUAAUUAGCACCUGCAAGCGAUACCUUUUCCCCCAUCUUUGCUUGCACAAGAGUCAAGAGCGUGUGCAGGCUUACUUUGCAUGCUUGGCUGUUUUUUCAGCAAGCUGAGGUGUAAUAAUUUGCAGGCACAAUCUUUAACACAUGGUUCAAGGCAGUGUGUGCGAGAACAUUUGUACUUGCAAGAAAGAAAAACAAAAACCUGUCUCCCUGCUACUUAUAAAGGAACAGCAAUUUUUGCUCCAUCUGUUUGCACAUUGGCUAACACUACAUAUUUUGUUUUAAUAACCUAAAAGCUAGCUUUUUUUAUAAUUAUUAUUGUAGACACUGCCAAACAAUGUAUAUGACAUUUACUGUUUGCAUGUUCAUGCUGCAGUGAAAAGCAUGCGAGACGCUUAGAAUUUGAGGUUGCAAGUUGCAUCAAAUACAAAUUCUGGUCUUUUUUUUUUCUAUUUGCUUUGGUGGUAGUAGGAUAACAAUUAAGGUGUUAUUUAAAGUGUAUCCUCUAUAGUGUUAUGAAUGAGCCUCAGUGUGCUCCUGCUUAUUUCAGUUCACUGCGUGGGCAUUACUCUGCUUCCACAGUUUAGUGUAUCCUUUUAUGCUUUCUUUCUUCAUCACCGGAAUGUUUUAAAAAGAUGCAUAUUUUAAUAAUUUAGAAUCUUCCAUAUGCUACACUUUCUGUGCACACAAUUUUGGUGGAGAAUUUUAACUGAGUGUAUUCUUGUUUAGGCACUAGAUGCCAUGAACUCGGUUUUGCAGUGUUUUUCUCAAGGAAAUGCACACUGCAUCAUUUAUUCAUUGAAAAAGCCCUGGGGCAAGACUUUUGCUGAGUUGACAAAAGUGGCUAGUCCUGUAGCAGUGUUUAUGAUCUAGUCAUGAAAAAAAUGUUUGUUGUUAGAGACCUUUCAGUCACAGUUAGCUAAGAGUACAAUAACCCAUCUUUACCAUGCACUAUGACCUCAUGUCUGCACAUUAGGUAUUUGUGAUGCCAUACUGUGCAAACAAAUGUGCAAUUUUAUUUCUAUUGUAUGUAUGCCACCUGUUUCCAGUGUGCUGCUUCAUCAAGCUUCCAGGAAAGAAAAAGACGGCUUUUAUACUUGUUAGGCAAACAAUCCCAACUGUGAUGGAUCAUGUACUCCACUAGGACACCCUCGUGCAAUGCACGUCUCUAUGCGAUGUAGUGCUAGAGCUGUUAUAGAAAGUGGGGCUACUAGACAGUGAACAAGCGAUGCAAGCUGUUACUUUUUUCCUUCUUUCUUUGAAGACACAAAUGCAGGGCAUGAAAGCAUUGCUAUGUUGAAGUAAAUACGCAGUUGUAUAUAAAAAUUUUCCACUAGUGGCACAUCUAGUGGUUCUCAUUCAUUAGCAGGUGUAGUAGUGCUGUGGCACUCAUUUGCUCGGCAAAAAAUGAAGUUUAUUGCAGCACUUCUUUCUUGGUCUCUUUGGUUUAGAUAAAAAUCUUGCAGACGAGUACGCUCUGCCUGAACAUUAGGUGUAGACUGUGAGACCACUUGUGGUAGAGUCCACUAUUUCUUGUUAGCAAUGCUGGUCCCUAGUGUGGAACUUCUCCACCAAACUUGUAGAUAACUGUGAAUAGCAUGCGUGUACAGGUUGUUUAAAGAGGCUCUCAUUGCUGUAGAUAUGUAGCCUCUCCUACCUACACCCACUCUGAAGCAUCUGCCUAUGUCAUUGCCUCCUAUGUGUUGUGUUGUGCACUUUGCAAAUUGAGGCAAGAGCUUCAUGUCUGUUGGAACUUGAUUUUGACGUAAGGUUAGAUUUAAUUUUUGAUAAUUGUCUAGAUUUGGUGAAAUAUGAGCACAGUUAAACUAUGUUUGUUUAUGAAUUUGGGGAAAUGUAUUGUUAGUAUAGUGCACACAUCAACGAUAACACAUGCAGAUCUUCUUCUGCCCUCUCUGAAUGUGCCCUAGGUGAGAAAGCCACUUCAACUUGCUUUGGCUGUUGAGCUCUACAACUGUGUCGCUGUAGAGCUAAUGUUUCAUUUUUGUUGUCAGUCUGUUGUGUUCUGCAUAAUUUUUUCAAGGUGUGCGGAUCACUGUUUUAAAAUAAAAGCUGUUAUACAGAAACUUGGUCACAGCUCUGCUUAUUUUAUCCUUCUCACUUAUGGUAGUGUCCACUAGGGAGGCUUGAAAGUUAGCGUAUUAGGCAGAUGUAGCAUGCUAUUCAGAUCACACAUUUUAGGUCACUUUAUUGUGUGUAACUGCUGUGGCCAUGAUAUGAGUAUUAUGCAAGACCAUACACAUCCAGGGACAAAGCAUUUUCAUGCUGUGCUGCAAGAUUUGUCAGCUAUACUGCAAAUUAUCAACACACAGAUCUGCAGGGCUGCCGUUAAAUUUUGCCAAACAUCACUUUUAAGCAUUUGUCAAUCUGGAAUGUAAGUAUUAUGUGCCCUAGCAGUAUGCAAUUCUGCAAUAUUGACAGAUGACUGCGGAAAUUGCCUUGACUUCUCAUUGAUACCUAGUAGUGUGACAACAGAAUGCAUCGCCAUCAGUUUGCGUUAUGUGCAUCAGUCAGUUUAAAAUUGCCUAUAAUUGAUACCAGACAAUAUAUUGUUGCACACAUGCUGUGGAAAGAUGCUACAGAACCAACAAAUUGGUCAGCGAAUGCCGUGGCCAUUGCUGCUUGAUUUAGUUUCUGUCAUCACACAGCUGUAGUUUGUAAAGCAUGUUUCUUGUCUAUGUUCCCAACAAUAGUUGUGCAUAUAUUGUGUUGCAUAAAAAACUUCGGCUACUUUUUGUAUGCUGCACCGGUAACUAGAUUCUCUGAAAAAUAUUGCAUUCCUGUCCAGUCCAGCUGUAUGACUGUGUCUUAAGUGUAAAUCAUUUGUGUUUGUUCUGUAAUGUUUUGUAAAGUUUGUGUACUGCCAAAUAUUAGAUGCCAAUAAAUUGCAUUACCAUUGC
Messenger RNA from Rhipicephalus microplus (southern cattle tick), 12599 nucleotides. RefSeq names its product gamma-aminobutyric acid type B receptor subunit 1 (gene GABA-B-R1). Gene Ontology annotation, cellular component: G protein-coupled receptor heterodimeric complex; membrane. The record is from RefSeq and is a predicted model, not a curated record. Gene Ontology annotation, biological process: gamma-aminobutyric acid signaling pathway; G protein-coupled receptor signaling pathway. NCBI's taxonomy places the organism in Eukaryota, Metazoa, Arthropoda, Arachnida, Ixodida, Ixodidae. Gene Ontology annotation, molecular function: G protein-coupled GABA receptor activity.